AUGGCUCCUAAUUACCCAGUGCUCCCGGAGAAGCUUCUCCUUAUCUCACUGAAGAUGUACUUUACCCCCGAGCGCACAUUGAACUAUCUCCGUGGCCUCUUAGCCCCCGAAAUUGUCAAGCCCGCCAACCGCGAGAAGCUUCUCCUAGCUCUAAUCCCCGACUUUCUGACCAUCUGGCCAUGUUCUGAGAUACUGAAAGAAUACGAGGAUAAGCUCACAUCUUUGGGGAUUCCCACCACCCCAGCGCCAUUCCUUCUUGGUGCCCAAGAUUGCAUGUGGGAAGAACAAGGUGCUUAUACAGGCGAGGUUUCUCCCGCUUCUAUUCGGGCACUGGGCUGCUCAAUCGUUGAACUUGGCCAUGCCGAGCGUCGUGCCAUUUUCGGCGAAACUGAUGAGCAAACUGCGCAUAAAGCGGCUGCCACCUGUGCACAGGGAAUGGUCCCGUUGGUCUGUGUUGGCGAGAUCACUGCCCCUGGUGCCAUAGCUUCGGAAGCGGUCGGACAAGCAGUUGCAGAGUGUUCGGUGUUGAUACGUGCUGUACUGGAGGCUAUCCCUGCUGAAGCACCAGUUAUUUUUGCAUAUGAGCCUGUGUGGGCCAUUGGAAAACCAAAACCUGCUGGCGUGGAUCACGUUGCCGCGGUUGUGGAGGGGAUCCGUGGUGUUGUGGGUGCGCGACCUGGUACAGCGCGGAUACUCUACGGUGGUAGUGCAGGUCCUGGACUCUGGGGUGCUGGUGGACUGGGUAAGGCUGUUGAUGGAAUGUUUCUCGGUCGCUUUGCCCAUGAAAUUGAGGGUGUGAGGAAAGUAGUUACUGAGGUGGAAGAGAGUCUGGGUGUUGCUUAA
Messenger RNA from Penicillium malachiteum, 843 nucleotides. Its product is annotated as triose-phosphate isomerase. Gene Ontology annotation, molecular function: triose-phosphate isomerase activity. The coding region runs from base 1 to 843 and encodes 280 amino acids. The transcript has a single exon. Gene Ontology annotation, biological process: glyceraldehyde-3-phosphate biosynthetic process; gluconeogenesis; glycolytic process. Lineage: Eukaryota; Fungi; Ascomycota; Eurotiomycetes; Eurotiales; Aspergillaceae. Gene Ontology annotation, cellular component: cytosol. The record is from RefSeq and is a predicted model, not a curated record.